This is a messenger RNA of Owenia fusiformis, 2369 nucleotides long. The record is from the annotation of a GenBank genome assembly. Lineage: Eukaryota; Metazoa; Annelida; Polychaeta; Sabellida; Oweniidae.
CUAAGAGCUUGCUCGAUGGGUGGACUUGUAUACUUCUGAGACGCGAUAAACUGAAUCAUACAUUGCGUUCCAUUUCAAGUUUUAAUUCAGGUGAACUAGCUCUAAUUAUCAGAGUGACAUCUUUAAAAAGAAACCUAUGCUACACGAACGAUAGAAAAAGAAAAAAUAUCAAUAUAUUUGCCUCGUUUUCGAUAAAAGGGGAAGUCGAUGAAAAUAGUGAAUCAUUCGCAAACAGUGUACUCGGAAUAGAACACAAUACUUCCUAUUAGGUUAAUUUUUAACGACGAUAAUAGGAUACUGAUAGAGUCCAGACUUUGAACCGUCAAGCCUGUAUACCUAUACAGUUAGUAAUAGGAGAGAUAAGGGAAUUUAAAUGAUACCAACUCUUCAACUAAAAUAGCAAAACAGUUUUAAUGACAUAAAGUGUGACAUAAAAAAACACUUGAAUUCUUAUCACAAAAUCGACCUCAGGGAAUCAGACGACAAAGAACUGACGCUAACUAGCACAGAUUCUCAACACGCGGGAACGAUAUAGGACAGGUGAAGUAUCCAACAUGAAGGCACUACUAUUGGGAUUAUUGGUUGUCAUAGUGACAUGUGAAGAACAAUGUAACACCCCAACAUACCCAGAUAUAAAUGGGAAAUGUAACUGUGAUCCAACGUCAAGCCAGCCAUUCACAGUUAGAUGUGACGGUCAGAACAUAGGCAAGUUACCCAGCAUUCCAUCGGCCACGCAUACAUUGUACAUUGCCAACGACAGAAUCGAACAACUGAAUAUUCCCGGGACUUCAAAGGAUCUUCAGGGUUUAUUCAUCAGAAAGUCUGGAAUAAACAGCAUUGCCGAAAAUGCCUUUCAAGGAAUGACGAAGCUAGGUGCUCUAGGAUUAGAGGAUAAUAAGCUCACUUCGGUUGCUGCUAAUACAUUCAAUGGCCUAUCAAACGUAACGAAAAUCUACUUGAGCAAUAACUCGAUAGACAUUAUAGAAGCGGAAGCAUUCAAUCUCCCCUCAUUGAAGGAUUUAAUACUCAGUGGGAACCAAAUAAAAGAUUUGCCAAAGAAUACAUUCGGGGCAACUAGUCAGCUGACAUCCAUUGAUGUAAGUGACAACAAACUGACCAGCUUAGCAGAUGGCCUUGGACAGUUGACAUCUUUAGAGACACUGCAUUUAAAUCGCAAUCACAUCGCUAGCCUUGGUGCCAGUAGACUGUUGUAUCUUAUCAGCCUCACCACGAUACACGCUCACACCAAUUAUGUCAAUAAAAUUGGCCCCAAGGCAUUUGAUGGACUAGCCCAACUUAAAACACUAAACCUUGGGAACAAUCAAGUUUUGGAAAUAUCAAAGGAAGCUUUUCAAGUUUGUAGAUCAACAAUUAAAGAGGUGCAUUUACAGAACAACAAUCUGUUUUCCCUCCACGAAGAUACAUUGCCGUGGGAAGAUUUGACAACAUUAAAACUCGAUGGCAACCCAUGGGCCUGUGAAUGCGAUUUGACAUGGUUAAUGACCGGGAAUACAAAUAUGAAAUACGGCAACCUUACAUGUGACGCACCUGCUGAACUAAAAGGGACACCACUGGACAAGGUAGACCAAAAGGCGCUUGACUGCCCUGAACCCGAACCUAGUCCUAAAUCUGGACUCUCCAAAACUCAUCUGAUCUUGGCCAUUGCCAUCCCAGCAGGAGUCGUCCUCCUAAUAAUCAUAGUUGUCGUCAUAAUCUGCUGUAGACGCAAGAGAAACGCAGAGGGAACAAAGAGUGUGAAGUACAGCGCCGUCUAUAAGCCAACGACAGAACAGAAAGCGUAAAUAGAUAGCAUCGAAAGAAAAUUGCUGUAGGAAAAUAAUGAUUGAACAGAAAAUUCAUUUGGUUGUGAGAAUCUGAAGUGUAAUAUAAUUGUAUAUGUUUAGCGCAUAAAUAUGUACAUGCGAUUGUAUAUUGUGAUCCCGAUUAUUGCUUGCUUAAUUUCUUCAAGUCAACAAAUAAUUUAUAAUGGUGUAUAUAAUGACAUAAAAUAUUUAAUUUUAGUGUUGUCAGAUGUCAACAAAUCACUUUGAUUAUUAAAUAGCAUCUUAAUAUUUUCUGUUUGAACUUUUAAUGAAACACGAAAUGGGAGCUGGUGAUAUGGUUUACAAAGUAGAUGUUUUGCAACUUCUUUAGUUUAUAUUAUUAGUAGCCUAAAGCUUCAUUUCUCAGUCAAGAAACCUUCUUCAUUGGCAAACUUCGGUCACUGUCGUGUUCAAUUGUAUUGUUAAAUACGCAUUUAUAAUGUACAUAAUGUAAGUUUGUAAUAAAUAUGUUUUGUAUUUUUCACAACACUGCCAUCUUUUUAUAAAAAAAAUAAAAUAAACGUUCAGUCAUUUUUGCUUUAAAAA